This is a messenger RNA of Panonychus citri (citrus red mite), 1601 nucleotides long. RefSeq names its product transcription factor kayak-like. Gene Ontology annotation, biological process: regulation of transcription by RNA polymerase II. Gene Ontology annotation, cellular component: nucleus. Gene Ontology annotation, molecular function: RNA polymerase II cis-regulatory region sequence-specific DNA binding; DNA-binding transcription factor activity, RNA polymerase II-specific. The transcript has 3 exons. NCBI's taxonomy places the organism in Eukaryota, Metazoa, Arthropoda, Arachnida, Trombidiformes, Tetranychidae. Bases 219 to 773 code for a protein of 184 amino acids. The record is from RefSeq and is a predicted model, not a curated record.
AUUACCAAAAAAUGAAACAAAAAUCAAAAUUAACGUUGUGAAACCAAAACCAAAACCAAAAAAACAGAAAAAAAAUAAAUUGUUUGUUGUGUUUACAUUAAUCACUUUCAAUUAUUGACCAAUCACAAUCUUCACUAAACCAACAAGUGAUUAAAUCUAAAGGUAUAUUCGGUACUUUUUAAUAUUCUCAUCUGGUUAAUUUCCUUCUUUUGUUAACCAUGAGUGUGGCACGAAGACUUGAUCUUAGUAAUUUAUCUCUACCCUUGGCCAAUUCAAGUGUAUCCACGAUCACAACACCGACCUUAACACCAACUACGUUACGUUUAAUUGAUGAUGUUCUUAGUGCUCCUCAUUCAGAACCCAUGGAACAUCAAUAUCAAGCUGGUUUCAUGCCUCCGACCAUCACUCCAUCCAUAACCUCAGACAGUGAUUCUCAAUUUGACAGCGAUGAUCUUUCCAGAGGUGCAUCACCUAAUUUAUCGGCUACACCAGGAAACAAUGGCUCAAGUGGAGUUAAUCUCAAAGAUAAGACUCCUGCUAACGAUGAAGAACGUAAACGGAUCCGAAGGGAGAGAAAUAAACAAGCAGCAGCUCGAUGUAGACAACGUCGAAUUGAAUACACGAACAAAUUGGCUCGAGAAACCGAGGAAUUAGAAAUUGGAAACAAUGAACUUCGACAAACACUUCAAUCUCUCAUUCAGCAAAAGGCUCAGAUCGAGGCCACUCUUAAAACGCAUAGUCAACGAUGUCGACAAUCAACAAUCUCAUCAUAAUACAUUCAAAGAGACACGAAUAUGCUAAAAACAACAACAAUCAAAUAUUUUCUCCUUGAGGUUUUUAUGCCAUUUACACAGAAGCUCAAUUUCAUGAAACAAUAACCAUAACCAUCAUCAUCAUCAACCCUUGUUUUCAUCACUUUUAAUGAACCCUUUUACCGGCCCACACAUCAUGUAACAUGGGAAUCGCUCCAGCCAAAUAACCUCUAACGCAUAUUCAUAUAUUUUUGUGAUUAUCAGCCUUAGAUGGAUGAGAUCACCUAUGCAAAUACAAGACAAACAAAAUAUACUGACUAACAAAGGCAGUAGAUCAAAGGGUGAGAAGAGACAAAAAAGAUAGAAAUUGAAAAUUUUCUAUCAAAUCGACAGAAAAAUAUUCGCCUUGAGAAAACAAAAUAUUUAUUUUCUAUGUACAUAUUACUAUUUUAACGUAAUUACCUCUUUUUCCCCCUUAAAUCUUGUAUCUUUCAUCCAUCAAGGUCAUUCAUUAUUCUCUCUCUCUUUCGUUCAUUUCUUCUCUUGUAUUUUUUUCUCUCUCUCUCUCUCUUUCUCCUUUCCUUCCACCAACAUAAAUAUUUCUUUAAGAUUUUGCUUUGUUGAAAACAUGAAAUUCUUAAACUAAUCAUCAUCUCCACAAUUUUCACACAAUUGCCAAAAUCGCCAAUCUAAUCAAUUUGGUUCUAAAUCGAACCAGAGCCAAACGUCCUUUCGCUCUCUUUUCUCUCCUUCUCCCAUAAUAUUGAGCCCAGUGUCUUUUCUUAAUUCUUUCAAAAGCAAUAUUUUUCGCUAAUACAAAUCAUUUAAUAAACUGUGUCUCUAAUUUUA